ACUAAUUUUGUUUUGCAUUCUUAAACUUAGUAAAAAUUAUCGGUGAAAAAUGAGGCGUAUUAUAGGAAAAACGAUAUAAUUUAGAAAAAUAUAAUGCAGAAAUUCACGGAAAAGGUGCACAGCGAAAAGGAAAAGCCAGAAGUGGUGUGGAUAAAGCGUGAAGAUUUGUUAGAGACACACAAAACAAUAGAUAAAACGGAAACGGAUGCCAGGAGAUGUAAACAAAUGCCCAUUGUUUAUAGUAAACAAUAUGGAGUGCAUUUUGCUAAAUUGGAAAAAUUACAUCCAUUUGAUGCUCAAAAAGGAAAAAAUAUAGCAAAGAUUUUAUUGGAAACCCAGGUAGUUAAGGGCACAUUUUACGAACCCGAUGAGAUAACACAAGAAGAUUUAUUAAAGGUGCACAAACCCAAGUAUUUAAGCAGUUUAAAAUGGAGUUUAAAUGUGGCCAAAAUAGCGGAAAUACCCUUUUUGUUGUUUGUACCCAAUUGCUGUGUCCAGCGGGGCUAUUUGAAACCUAUGCGCUUUCAAACAGCUGGCUCUAUAAUGGCGGGCAAGCUGGCUUUACAAAAUGGUUGGGCCAUUAAUUUGGGUGGUGGUUUCCAUCACUGCUGUUCCUAUAAAGGUGGUGGCUUUUGUCCUUAUGCCGAUAUAACUUUAUUGAUACAACGCAUUUUUGAGGAGGAGCGUUACAUUGAAAAUGUCAUGAUUGUAGAUUUGGAUGCCCAUCAGGGUAAUGGCCAUGAACGGGACUUUAUGAAUAAUGCCUAUGUUUAUAUAAUGGAUAUGUAUAAUUUUCGUAUAUAUCCCAAGGAUCAAGAGGCUAAAUUGGCCAUACGUUAUGCCGUGGAAUUGCAGCCAAGAACAAAUAAUCGAGAGUAUUUAAGGAAGUUGAGAAAAGGUUUAAAUUAUGCUCUUGAAGAAUUUCAUCCACAACUGGUGGUUUAUAAUGCGGGCACUGAUAUUUUAGAGGGUGAUCCUUUGGGCUACCUAUCAAUAUCACCAGAGGGCGUUAUAGAACGUGAUGAAUUUGUUUUUGCCACUUGCCGCUCUCGCCACAUACCCAUUGUCAUGCUUUUGAGUGGUGGCUAUUUAAAGGCUUCCGCCAAAGUUAUUGCCGAUUCUAUUUUAAAUUUAAAACAAAAGGGUUUGUUGAAUUAAAAUAAAGGAUUUGAUUAUAUGUUUUUGUUUCUAGUGUUUUAAAAAAAGGCUGUCUUCCUUUGAAAGGAAUUGCUUUAAGGAUGUACCUAAAUCGAAAAUUGUGUACCUUAAAGGGAUUGUAUAGAAGUGUAUUGUAAUCUUUUAAGAAUUAAAAAAGAAA
This is a messenger RNA of Calliphora vicina (urban bluebottle blowfly), 1318 nucleotides long. It is a transcript of the gene HDAC11, whose product is annotated as Histone deacetylase 11. Lineage: Eukaryota; Metazoa; Arthropoda; Insecta; Diptera; Calliphoridae. The record is from RefSeq and is a predicted model, not a curated record. Bases 94 to 1158 code for a protein of 354 amino acids. Gene Ontology annotation, molecular function: histone deacetylase activity. Gene Ontology annotation, cellular component: histone deacetylase complex. The transcript has 4 exons.